Molecule: messenger RNA, 1942 nt
Organism: Nasonia vitripennis (jewel wasp)
Lineage: Eukaryota; Metazoa; Arthropoda; Insecta; Hymenoptera; Pteromalidae
Product: protein ABHD11
Exons: 4
Coding region: 611-1546 (311 amino acids)
Cellular component (GO): mitochondrion
Source: RefSeq, a predicted model, not a curated record
CAAGUGUAUAUAAUUCCCUCACAAAAAAACUAUACAAAUAUAACCUAUAGAUGCUACAUUGUUUUGAUCCCAGCCAUCAAGUUUCUCAAUAUAAGUAUAUUACAGACAGAUUCAAGCACAUUUUUUCACUUACAAAUUAACUCGAGUGUCCGUAAAUAUCUGCACAAUCCAUCAAUGAUCGAUCAACAAUCACAAUCGUCUUCGAUCCCGCCGAAAAGAAAAUAAUACGCCAAGUCUACUUAUCUAUGCGCAAAUUCUUCCCAUCGGACUUCGAAACUCAUAAGUAGGCAUCGACGCUGCAACUGAACAGCCGGUCUUCUCUCGAGUUCUCCGAAUCUCCGCUUCUCGACUUCUCGUUCUCGUUCUCGCUCUCGGCGCGAAAAUCCACGGUUUUUGUACUGUUGGCUAUACUGGCCGUCUAACGAAAAGAAGUCGUCUGCUACAGUACGGCUAUAACAGGCUAGACUUAGCUCAGACCUGCUGUCGAUCAAAAGUUCGAAAGAGCCGUCGUGAAAAUUCGACAAAAGGAAAUUAAAAAUGUUUGUUUGAUAUUCGAUAUUAAAAUUUCACGAUUUUGCGCUCAGGUAAAAGGCUCUUUCCCCCGUUUAAAAUGAUUCUGAGGAAAUGCUCGUCGAAGCUCUACUUACUGCCUUGCAGGUUAAACACUAUUUUUGUAGAAAGAGGAUUGGCAAAUAGUCACGCUAUAAAAACACCUGUGAAAUUAGCCUAUGCAUCCUACGAAUCUACUAAGGAAGCUGGAGCUGAUCCUUCAAAGCCACCAAUUUUGAUUAUGCAUGGACUUUUUGGCUCCAAAAGCAAUUGGAAUAGUUUAUCUAAAAGCAUACAUCAGAAAACUAAUAGAAAGGUUAUCACAAUAGAUGCUAGAAAUCAUGGAGAUUCUCCCCAUGCUCCUGAAAUGUCGUACUAUAAUAUGACUGAAGACAUAGCAUUACUUCUACGAGAUUUAGAGAUAAAUAAAGUGAUUUUGGUAGGACAUAGUAUGGGUGGCGGUGCAGUGAUGUAUACAGCACUGAGUUAUCCAGAAAUUGUGGACAAACUCAUUGUUGUUGAUUUCUGCCCUACCAAAACUAGUCCUAGUCUUCUCUCCAUGAUGAAGUUGUUUGAGGCAAUGCGUACUAUUUCUCUGGAUGGCACACCAUCAUUGUCAAAGGCACGAAAAUUAGCAGAUGAGCAGCUGUCUGUUUCUGUUAAAUCAAAUGCUAUCCGUCAAUUUUUACUGACAAAUCUUGUAGAGUCGGAGCCAGGAAAAUACAAAUGGCGUAUAAAUCUUCCAGUGUUAGAGGACAGUUUUGCAACGCGUAUAGCAGCGUUUCCAAAUGAAAAAGGCAGAACAUACAAUGGACCAACAUUAUUUAUUGCAGGAACUGAGAGUGAUUACAUCAAAGAAAGUGAUCAUCCACAUAUAAAAAAGAUAUUUCCAUUGGCCAAGUUUCAUUAUAUAACUGGUGCAGGACAUUGGGUACAUGCAGAUAAACCAGCUGAGUUUCUUGAUAGUUUAACUUCAUUUGUUAAUGAGAAACAUUGAUGAGAAAUUCACAGGUGACUAGAGGAAAUUCCUGUUUGUGUUCAUUAGUAUUAAGAUAUAUAGAUCGAAAAUUAUUCUGAGCUCUUGUAUAUUUUUUUUUCAAUUGAGUGACAAAAAUUCAAUCCUUAUACACAUAUAAUAUGAUGUUGGUAAAAUUGCUAUUAAAUUAACAUGUUUUUUAAUUUUAAUCUUUUACUUUCUGCAAGAGAAAAAAAACGCGUUUUUUGUAAAAACACGCCUUCAGAAGUGUAAAUAAUUUAAAAAAUUGUUAAAUAUAACAAACUGAUGAUAGUAUCAUCCGUGAUAAUAAUUGAUAUAUACUCAAUAUACAAUUGUAUAUAAUAUGUACAUGUAAAUAAAUUUACACAAGCAAACUUUGUUUGUUAGUACCAAAUA